CUCAGAGCAAUAUAGGCAGCAUCCACAGCGCUGCAUGCAGUUAGUUCUACACUGGGCCGCAGCCGCGCGGUUCCCCGCUCCAAGGUGAAUCCUCACACGCAUCCGCACGUACGCACGCCCACUGGCAGAUCUUUGCCGGCAAGCGGGGCAUAGUUUCCACAGACGCAAUGUUACUGAAAGUGGCCGUGGCGCUGCUGCUUCUAUCGGUAUUGGAGCAAGUCAUGGGCUCGGAUAAUAUUGACAUUUACGACACUCCACCGGAGAAGCCUGUCAACCAUAAAGGACGUCUCUCCCUGCAGAACACAGCUGAGAUUCAGCACUGCCUGGUGAGCGCUGGAGACGUCGGCUGUGGCGUGUUCGAGUGCUUUGAGAACAAUUCCUGCGAGAUACGAGGGCUCCAGGAGAUCUGCAUGACGUUCCUGCAUAAUGCUGGCAAAUUUGACUCUCAGGGGAAAACCUUCAUCAAAGAUGCUCUGAAAUGUAUGGCCCAUGGGCUUCGACAUAAGUUCAGCUGCAUCAGUAGGAAGUGUGUGUCCAUUAAGGAGAUGGUGUUCCAGCUGCAGAGAGAGUGUUAUAUCAAACAUAACCUGUGCUCAGCCGCUAAGGAGAAUGUGGGCGUGAUGGUGGAGAUGAUCCAUUUCCAAGAUCUCUUCCCUAAAGGUCCUUAUGUGGAGCUGGUGAAUAUUCUGCUGGGCUGUGGAGAGGAAGUGAAGGAGGCAUUAACCCGCAGCGUACGACUCCAGUGCGAGCAGAACUGGGGAGCAUUGUGCGACAGCCUCAGCCUCUGCUCCUCACUGACCCCGUCGCCCUCUGGUUCAGCCGUCGAACACCGUCGGCCCUUGCCCCCGCACCCACCUCAGCCAGAGCACCCUCGCCCCCUGCGAAACGGGGACAAGGGCGGUAAGGCGGCUUUCCGCGCCCACCUUCACGGUCGCAACCAGGGACUGCGACGCCAGGGUCCAGAUGCUGGAGUGGUGGCUGAGCAGGAAGACCUUGAGGCCACUGACAUCCGGAGGUGAAAAUGCAGGAGAUUACAACACUGAUAACGCCGACACCAUUUGAGUAGCACACGUGCAGACUAAUGGACAUUUUCACAUGAUCACACACACACUGAGCAGAAGGAAACAAACCCCUUUCCUGAGCUUUUUUUUCUUUUCACCCUUUCCAGUCAUUCCAGCAGUCCCACAUAGUAAACUUGCAGGGUAAUUGUGGCAUAGCAUGUAUAGUCACACCAGACUGUAGGCCACUUUUUUUAUGAAUAAUGAUUGUUAUUAUCAUGAUUAUUUGGAUUGUUAAGUGUAUUUUGACUCUAAUAUAGCAUUUCCCUAGUCAUACUUACUGUUUUGAUUUGACUAUAUUUGUAUUAUUUAUUCUUUAUGCAAUGUUGAAAUAUCAAAAUGUACAUAGAAAAAAAACAAUCUAUAUUUAUAUGAACAUGUAUAAAUAUAGCUAAAAUAUACAAUAGCUAUAAUACGUUUGAAAUAGUGUAUGGCGUGCUGUUGUUGUCCUCACAGUAUUGCACCUAUCACAUGUUCUGUAGAUAUGUAACAUACACCGUUGUUGUUUCCAAGUGGGAAUGUGUAUUGUAAUGUAUAGAUACUUGAUAGUGAAAUACAAAUUGUACAGGUCUGAAGUCCAGUUCUGGCACAUAUGAAUAACCGUAGUGCAUAAUAGCCAUGAUGCCAACAGAUGUUAAAAUGAAAAUGACAUAUAAUUAAUACACACAUUUGUUUCAGAGGUCACUCAACUGCUAACUGACGGAGGGUUAAUAUUGGAGACCAAGCUAAACAUUUCAAUGUAAAUGCAGAAAUAGUUAUGUCAUUAUUUCAACAGAACAGAGAAAUGUCAUGCUUAAACUGAUCCUGUUCCCUGUGACUACAUCUUCUAUGUAUACAGUCACACACACACACACACACACACACACACACACACACACACACACACACAAAGAAUCAAUGAAUGUUCUGUUUUUAUGAGCCACAAACAAUUAUGCUAUUGCACUUUUGUCAGCUUUUGAUGGACUGCUGAAAGUUAAAGAGAUGAAACCGUACGACCUGCCAUCCCCCAAACUAAUUUAAUUUGAGCAAGCCUCCCUCUUUAUCAACCACCAGGGGUUGGAUUGUUGCCCUUUAUGCCUUGACAUAGACCCUUCAUUGCACCUUUUUUGAAAUUAGCCCCUCACCAGGUCAUAGGAAGGCCUGUUAUUGCGCCUGUUUGAGCAGCAGGCGAUGCAGCAAGGACCCAGGAAGUGGGUUAAGUCCACACAUGGGGUACUGUUAUUCUAAAUGUUAUAUUUACAGAGGCCACUAGAGAAUUCCUCUGGGCGACAGCCAAGAGCUUGCAACACCAAGCUGCCCUGUGUAAGAAGAAGCAGUGAGAAGUGGACGUGAAGCACUAAUAAGUGAGCAAAAUACAAUCAAUCAACACACAUUUCUGUUUCAUCCAAUGUAUAACUUGUCCCUGCAAGAAAUUUAGAGACUGUUAUCAUUUUUUGUGUGUGGAGGUUGGGAUUCCAGUGACAUCCCAGCAUCAGACAUAAGCUAUAUUUUAUUGAAAAUGUACUGUAUAUGUAUAAUGUGACUUUCUUUGUAACUGUGUAGUGGCCUUGCUUUUCAGACAAUAAACUGUGUUCCUUGUACAAGUAGUAUCAGUGCUACAUCACCACCAUGUUACAUUUAAGCUUAUGAUCCAGUGAGUAUGUUUGGGCUCAUGCCAGAUGUAU
Molecule: messenger RNA, 2722 nt
Organism: Dunckerocampus dactyliophorus (ringed pipefish)
Lineage: Eukaryota; Metazoa; Chordata; Actinopteri; Syngnathiformes; Syngnathidae
Gene: stc2a
Product: stanniocalcin 2a
Exons: 4
Coding region: 168-1019 (283 amino acids)
Biological process (GO): intracellular calcium ion homeostasis
Cellular component (GO): extracellular region
Molecular function (GO): hormone activity
Source: RefSeq, a predicted model, not a curated record